This is a messenger RNA of Drosophila hydei, 2631 nucleotides long. RefSeq lists its product as uncharacterized. The record is from RefSeq and is a predicted model, not a curated record. Lineage: Eukaryota; Metazoa; Arthropoda; Insecta; Diptera; Drosophilidae.
CGCGUGGCGCCUUGGCUGCGCUCCAAGCUGCGGCACGCAGAGCAGCACAAGCUGUACAAGUGCGCCUGGUCAGCACACGAGGAAGCAUUGAAGAUGUGUAGUCAGCACAAUCUGCAUCAGACUGCCUACUUUCUGUCACGCGAUCUAGCGUUCAUGAAGGAGCGUGAGCCAGUGCUGUUAAAAGAGCUGAAGAAUGCUAAGACGCCCACACGUAGUUUCCAAUGGGCGUGUCGUAUCUGGUCGCCACAAGCGUGGAUCAUCAGACGCAACUUUCAGGGGCAAUCUGAUGUGAUUCCCACAGUCAUCAGUCAGCAGGCUACAUCGAUAGUCACGCCACGUUCAGAUCCUAGCCAACCGGUAUUUCUGGUUGAGAAGGAAAUGAUACGCACCACCAGCUCGCGUUGGCCCUUUUGGCGUUUGUUGAAUCUGUUGCAACGCACCUGGUGCUGGACUUGGAACAUGAUGUUUCUGCUCGGUAUUCUUGUGCCCUGGUGUAGUCCGCUUGGAUUGCGCGCACUCUUCUGUAUUAAACCCUUCAUGCCCGACCUGGAACUGUCUCAAAUCAAUGGUACCCUAUUUCCGCGCAAAACUAGUAUUACACAGACUUUGGCUUCGCGGCUAAUCGAACUCUGGCGGCACAUAUCAAAAUCACGCACUCACUUCGAAACGGAACCUGACACAGGUUUUAUGGGCAAGGGCUUGACACGCAAUUUGAACCGCACUUGGAAUUACUUUGUGACAGGAUUUCUGGGCACCGUUGUAAUUUUGUUCGCAUUCCCGCUAAUUUGCCUAGCGACCUGUUUGCUCAGCAUUGGGUUGGCAUUAAGUGCACCUCUGUGGAUUCCAGUGUUUUGUUGUGUUGUGCACAUUUAUAUGAUAUUAGUUUAUGACCUUGAUGCACCGGACAACACUAGGAAUCGUUACUGUAUUCUAUUGGAGGUACUCUUAUGGAACUUUCUCAUUCAGGGCCUGCUGCAGCCGCUAGUGGAUUUGGUGGCUACGUUGCUCUGCCCACUAGCGGCAGGUCUUGUUUUUUCAGUUGGUGUUGUGCGUUAUACGCUGCGUCUGCUCUGGGAUUCCGUGACGUUUCAUUUGUAUAAGAAAUGCGGAAGGGUGCCCGCUUCGGAUAGCAUUGCUGUAAAGCGAAUUGCAGGACCCGGCUUGGCCUUGGACUAUUACUUUAUCAUAAGACCAGAACAGGCGUUGGCAGCAUUGGAGGCUAAAAUGGAGCUGGACGAGCUGCAGGCAUAUCAGCAUGCUACCGAACGUGUGGUAUUGCAGCCACAGCAGGAUUUUCUGCAAUUUGUCGAAGCCUGUUUUUGGCCUUUUUCCGCUCAAUUGUCAAAAACGGGUCCAUAUUUAGCGCUUGAUCGCGAAGCACAAGACUUGAUGAGCUCGUUGCAUGAAAAACUGGAGAAACGCCGCAGGGAGCUGCAAACCAGUCUAACCACCCAGGUUAAGUCGCGGAUUAAGCUGAACACCAAAGAAUUGAAGAUCGUUAUACAACUGGCCGCCCAUUUACUCGAAAAAUACUAUCCGUCUCAUGUGGUUGGCAGGCUAUCGAUUAGCGAAGAAGAAUUUUGGGAUAACAAGGGUCUCUCGGUUAACGAUUGGCCGGGUCUCGCGGGUCUCAUAUAUACGGAAAUAUUUAGUUUAGAUUUUCUAACGCCAUUGACUGAAAACGAUACGCAUUUUAAAUUAGAACCACAUGCCUCGCUUGACUUAAUGCGCUAUACGGAGAUGGUAAAGAAUGCCAACGAUGUGAUCGGUUCCAAAGGGCUAGAUUUAUUAGGCAAUGUGUAUGCGCCUCGCGGCAAUGUCCAGGUGCAUUUACCAUUCCUCGAAGUGACCGCAUUUAAUCCACGUUCACGCAUCACGUUGACUUUCCGCAAGCCGAGAAGCGGUAAGUGUUUUUCCGUCAAGGAGACCUAAUGUAUUAACGGGUUUGUUUAAAUGUUAUAGCGACAUGUCCGUGGUCUAACGACGCCACGAGUACGCGCGCAUCGCGCUCAGCACGUGCCGAAAGCAACGCCAGAUGCCCAAAGGCCUUGGCGUCCAUGGAAACAAAGCGGGGAGCGAAGCGUGACGGAGAAAUUGUUGAUACCGCUGCCAGUGCCUCAUCCCGUACACAUUGCCAUAGCCAUUUAUAAUCGCGAUACAGAGCAACCCAUACCGUUGGACUCCGAGCUCGUCUGGGAAAUACUGAAAUCUAUUGAAGACUGCCAGAGCGGCGAUGCAAUGGCUGUACAUUCGGUAGCGCGCUAUCAUGGAGCCGUCCUAGAGUCUAGCAAUGAUUCGCUUGCCAGCAGCAGUAGCAUUGGCAGCACGCGCGAAUCUGGCUCCGGUUCCGUGUCUGGUUCUGCAUUGGGCAACGGCACUGAGACUUUGCCUUGUGGAAAUCGUGAGGUUUGCACACAGGUCAAAGUUGAUGCCGCGCCUACACCUAACGCAUCUGGCUUUCAUUGGACCCUUAGCAAUUGGGGUGCCGCGCAGACGGCGCGUAGACGCACCAAUUCCAACGUGCGCGUCGAUUUAGCCAGUCCCGAGGAUAUAUCACUGGACACAGAUAGCUCGCGAGCUGUGUUUAAUAAUGCAUAUGGCACUACAGUCUAACAGGUUCAUGUUAAUUUG